Messenger RNA from Durio zibethinus, 1528 nucleotides. NCBI's taxonomy places the organism in Eukaryota, Viridiplantae, Streptophyta, Magnoliopsida, Malvales, Malvaceae. The record is from RefSeq and is a predicted model, not a curated record.
AUCAAACACCCAAUUACUCAUCUCUCUGGGGCUUUUUCUUUUUUGCUUAUACGAUGUUUAUGCCUCGCUUCAGUUUUGGGUUUUCUAGAUUUGAAUUCGUAUUUGAAUUUUUCAACAUUCUGAAUCUUGGGUUUUUCAUAAAACAAGAAAUGAUCAAAUAGGAGACUGAAAUGCAGAGAAUUGUACCUUAUUAAUUAGAAAAGAGAGAGAGAGAGAGAGAGAUUUCAGGUCAAGAUUUGGUGUCAACCAAAUUUAUUUAAUUUGGUUUGCAAUUAAAGAACAGAGCUAUAAAUGAUGAGGCGGCAACUCUGUGACAACUAAAACAAAUUCUUGAUAUAACAAUUGUUCUUUUGGCAUGUAACAAGAAAGCUUAGACAGAUGAAAUUGACUGCUGGAGUUAACAUGGGUGGGAUGUGUAAGACCUGACAAUCUAAAACAUGACAUGAAAAAUAUAGGAAAAUAGAACAUAAGAGUGACACUUUUUAAAAUUUUAGCAAUAACUAUACGUGGGUUUAAAAAAAAAAUGUAUUUCAUGUUUUCGUUUCAACACUAGCACGUAAUUUUUGUGUAAAACAUAAUAUGAAUAUAUGAAUUUUAGUUUUUUACACAAUACGAAUACACAAAUCAUCACUAUUUAGGUUUCUUCUUAACAUCAGAAAGCUUAUAUAUUUUUAUGUUGAUCAAAAGUUUUUAUGUUCAGGUUUUAGAUAAAUCCAGUUGCAGCUUAUUCUUUAUUUCAAAGCAUGAGGAAGAUUCUGUUUUUAUUCUAAACUGGUUUACUCGUUAGAUAGAAAGUGACAAAAAAUGAUAUUUGUAUGAGUGUCAUGUUCUUAUUUAGUCUAUGAGUGCAGUGAGCUCCUAUGCGUUUCUUAAUUUUCAAUGAUCUGACUUAUCUAUAUCUAUAUUAUGGAUUUGGAAAAUUUUUUUAAAAGAUUAGAUUUUGGUUACAACUGUUCUUUUAUCUACAACAUUGGGAACUCAGUAUUGAUAAAGAAUUUCAUCAACCUGAGUUGAUCUUGCCACAUCACAAGGAUGGCAUCUACAGCUUGUUUUAUCAUUGUGAGCAGGAAUGACAUCCCAAUAUAUGAAGCUGAAGUUGGGUCUGCUGCUAAAAGAGAAGAUGCUGCUCAGCUUCAUCAAUUCAUAUUACAUGCAGCUCUGGAUAUUGUUCAAGACCUUGCAUGGACCACUAGUGCGAUGUUCUUGAAAGCCAUUGACAGGUUUAAUGAUUUGGUGGUAUCAGUUUAUGUAACAGCUGGUCAUACUCGAUUUAUGCUACUUCAUGACUCUCGUAAUGAUGAUGGAAUCAAGAGCUUUUUCCAAGAGGUUCAUGAGCUUUAUAUAAAGAUUCUUCUUAAUCCACUCUACUUGCCUGGUUCCCGUGUUACAUCAUCACAUUUUGAUACAAAAGUUCGAGCCCUGGCAAGAAAAUAUCUAUAGAAAGAAUUGAAGGCUGUAGGGUUAUACUCAUUAAGCCAGUAUGUUUAUACCCUGGAUAGCUUAUGGAAAGGAUGAGAGGAAUUAGCUG